This is a messenger RNA of Hippocampus zosterae (dwarf seahorse), 2606 nucleotides long. RefSeq names its product eukaryotic translation initiation factor 2-alpha kinase 1 (gene eif2ak1). Lineage: Eukaryota; Metazoa; Chordata; Actinopteri; Syngnathiformes; Syngnathidae. Bases 287 to 2185 code for a protein of 632 amino acids. The record is from RefSeq and is a predicted model, not a curated record. Gene Ontology annotation, biological process: protein phosphorylation. Gene Ontology annotation, molecular function: ATP binding; protein kinase activity. The transcript has 15 exons.
AGGAUGUACAAAAAGUAAUUGGCAAUAAAAUCAUCCCAUUACAUCAGGAGGCUUGAAUAAUAAAUGAAUUAUUUUCUGAGACAGACCUUCAAGAUGGUUCUGUUAAAAUAUUAUCUCAUCCUAUGCUGCAUCCCUGUCUAUGUGAGGUGGAGGUUUGGUGGACACUGGCCCUUCAAGAUAAGCAUGAAGGCUGUGCACGCCCCCAUAUGUAUCAACUAGAUGCGUAUAUUUGCCUUAAAAUUGAACAGCAUUCGUUUUUGCGCUGCUCUGCUGUCGUUACGGGAUCAUGGACAUAAAAGAAAAAAACAUUGUUGAAAUAAUAGCUAAAGUCAUUGAAGAAGCUUCGGACACCGACAGCCACCAUGAAGUGCUCAUGGCGGGUAGAUGCUACCCGUCCGUCCAAGAGUUUGCCUCAGCCAUCCCCAACCACCUCCUCCUGGGCUCUCUGCUGGAGCACCUGUGCUUUGUUUACGAGAGUAAUCCAGCACGCUCGCGGAUGCUAUUUAAAGUUAUUGGCCAGCGCUUGGCGUCUAUGAAUCUUCUCUCGCCUUUGGCCAUAAGCGACGAGUUCAGCACAGUCAGACUCCAACACAACCGGGCCUUCGCCGAGCUGCUAAAUGCUGCUAGCUCCUCGCUGUACCCACAGGAACAGCAACAGCUUAACGCCAGCGCGCACAAUCCUGCAAUCAGGCUGAAGGAAGGGCUGUUUCAAACCCAGACGUCACGUUAUCUGAGCGAGUUUGAAGAAGUCGGUCGAAUCGGGAAAGGAUCUUAUGGAAAUGUUUAUAAGGUGGUGAACAAACUGGAUGGCCAAAGCUAUGCUGUGAAGAAGAUUCUCAUUAAAAAAGUUUCCAAGGAGGAUUGCAUGAAGGUCCUCAGGGAAGUGAAAGUGCUGUCCAGUUUGCAGCACGUCAACAUCGUCGGCUAUCACACGGCGUGGAUGGAACAUGUGCAGCCCACCACAUAUGGAGAGAAUCUCCUACCUGAACUGGCGUCGCCUGCUCAAGAAGACAUUUCUGACGAGGACCCCGACAGCAGUAGCUCAAGUUACUCUGUCGUUUUUGAAAGCCAAAGCCAGCCGCAAGUGAAUGGUUCUUCAAACGCCGCUGUGCCCCCGAGUCAUGGCCCACCCGCCAAGCCGCUCGCAUUGACGCAGGAGAAGGGCCAGGGGGUGUGUCCGAACAUGAUGCGACGUCUCCCCGAGAACUACGUCCCCUGCGUGUUCCUGGGAGGCAGAGGGCCCGCUCAAGCCUCCAAAUGUCCCGCCGUCGGUUGGGACACGUCGGGACUGUUUGAGGCGGAGUCCAGCAGGAGCAGCGUUGAGGUCAACAACAACAACAGCCUCUCAUGUGUUGAGAAGAAGCGUGAGCAGUAUCGGAGCAAUCGACGCACGCCGAGUCCCGCUAAAGAGGUCCACCUCCACCUGAUGCUCUACAUCCAAAUGCAGCUCUGCGAACGCUCGCUCAAGGACUGGAUGACAGAGAGGAAUUUGAAGCCCAGAGAGGAGCGCGCUUCAAGAUGUCCUUAUGGAUGUGUGAACGCCGAGCACACGUUCAGUCUGCUAAGAAAGAUACUGGAAGGGGUGGAAUACAUUCACUCGCGGGGAAUAAUUCACAGAGAUCUCAAGCCAAGGAACAUUUUCCUCAACGGUCACGACCGUCACGUUCGCAUCGGCGACUUUGGUUUGGCCUGCAGUGGUCUCAUACUCGAUAGUCACGAAAGCGUCAUUGCUCCCCUCAGUGAUUCCCCACAUACAAUGGGCGUCGGUACAUUUGUCUACGCGUCACCAGAGCAACUGAAGAGCCCCCAUUAUGAUUCAAAGUCGGACAUGUACAGCAUCGGGGUGCUUGCGCUUGAGCUUUUCCAGCCCUUCGGAACGGAGAUGGAGCGAGUCCAGACACUCGGGGACUUGAGAGAAGGCAAAAUCCCAGACUGCUUCAGCAACAGAUGGCCCGUCCUAGCCAAUUACAUUUUGAAGCUGACCAGUAUUGAGCCCAGCGUGCGGCCCACGACCAGUCAGCUUCUCCAGAGCGAACUCUUCUGCAAUAAAGAUGUGGUUAUCUGUGGUUUGCAGAGAAAGGUUGAAGAGCAGGAGGAAGAAAUCCUUCAUCUGAGGAAACAAAUCCAGCGGCUCCAAUGUUCACACAGCACUUUUCCAAAUUGUCAGAGUUGGGAAAACACCUGACAUUUUAAAGGUUCAUAAUGUGUCUUGAAUUUACUAGCCUAAUUUAUGUGUGUGGUCUUGCUAGCGUGUCUCGAAAGGUGCAUUAAAAACAUGGUUUGUGUCUUUUUAAAUUAUUGACGUGUUUUAGAUUAUUGGGCAAAAUGUUUUUCCCCCCGUGUUAGCAGUUUGAAAAGCAAAUGCAUAGCAGACCUUUUGCAGACUCUUUUUUUUCCAUAUGGCACUAUUCUGUACAGAGUUCACAUAAGUUACUUUUGCAAUUUGCUGUGACACAUUUUGGGUGAUUAUUUCCCCAUGAAAAAAAAAGACGGACCUUUGGGGCCGUAAUUCCAAAAGGAAUGUUUGGAUGGGAAUGCAACACUACUCACUACUUUCCCCUCCAACAGCAUGCUUUAGGGCAUUUUUUCCCACGAGCUAGAACAUU